UCAGUAUACACAGCAGGCCCCAAUAUUCAACCAUCGAAAAGGGAUGCAUAUAUCUCUCUGCUUGCGGAUGAUCUACUGAAUAAGGCUUUUAAAGUUACACCAGAUGAAGAAAGCCUAGAAAGGGUCCGCAAAGCUCUCCCUCUAUAUCUUCAGACGUUCGCUAUGAAGGUGGGGUCGAGUGGUUCGGCAUUGAUCUGUCGCGAUGUUAUGGUUUUUGUGCGCAGAUACAGACGCGAGAUUUCCAAUACCAUGAUACAGAGCUAUAUCACAGAGACUGGUGUUCGUUCUGACAGAGUCGAUUUUGAUUCCAUCAGCAACUGGCACCCGGAUACAGAUAAUUUGGAAGAUCCCAAUACUGCUCUUAAUAAGAAACCGGACGAUGCUAUGGAUGGUAAUUCUGAUGACGAUCUUGACGAGGCAGACCGGGCCACCGACUCUUUGCCAGAAUUUUCCGUCUAUAGAGACUUCAUAUCGCAGCACCCAGCGUAUGAAUGGCUAUUACAGUAUAUACAGAAAGAGCUGUAUAUGGAUGAGCCCGGAAAUGUACAGACCGAUAUCAGAAAAACCAUUAUAGAUUAUCUGCCCAAAUCCCAGAGGGUCAGCAGAAGUGAAGCCGCCAAAAGAUUUACUUUGACAUUUACUGCUGAUUGGGACCCAGGCUCUUUUUUGCAAGAACAAGAAUACACAGAAAGCCCCGAGAGAGCAGUGGAGCGAGCUAUUACAAUUACCGGAUCCAAAGUUGAUGCCCAAGCGGCGACGACUACACAAUAUCUUAGCCAGACAUGGCCGUCAUCUGGCAUUCAUCUUCUACAUGUUAUGAAGAGUGUAGUGCGUGAUACUAAUAAUAUGCCAUUUUUCUACAGUCUUCCUGAUAAAACCCAGCUGGUUGUAUGGUCUCGAGGACCAGAGUUUAACCUUCAAGUCACUGGGACAGCAGACUCUAUAGCAGACAUCGGAGAACAGCUCGCUUGGCUUGGCUCAGCACUUCGCUCAUCUCCAUAUAAAACCAGCGUCGCUAUCGUUAGUGCUUUUGUGAGUGACAUAGGAACGAGUUCAACCAGAGAUAUGGCUGAAGGACUUCCGACAACAUUUUUCUGCAACAUCGGGUUUGGCGUCGACGCGAUUGAGGACACUGGCGAGAUAUCAAAUGGCCAAUGCUGGCACCAGCUAUUCCAAAAUCCAGUGAUCGUCAAAGGCUAUCCCAUCCUGCGGAGACCAAUUUCCAACAUAGGACUUGAGCUAAGUCUAGACACUAUGGCGCUCCUGGCAGGGACGCGUUACAUAAAUACCUUUAAAAACAAGAUAUUUAUCAAGGGAUUUUCGAUAAUGCUGGUACCAACGCGGUAUUCCGACAAUAUCCUGCUAUGGCACUUGCUGUGGAGGAAGGAUGGAGGUCGCGUCUCAUAUCUUGACGGGAUGGAUAUCCACGCCAAUGAUGUCAGCGUGGCUGACUUGAAAAAUAGUCGCCAUAUCCUUGGCUGGUCUUCUCAAAUAAGAUACCUUGUUGGAUCUGCCGACGCAAACUAUAACGUUGAUGGGUCGUGCUUAAGGAAACUUCGGGAGGAUUGCGAAUCGAAUGACAUUUUGAUAUCGAAGGGCCUAGCAAUUCAAUUUAAUCACGAAGCAGCUAAGGGAAAGAAAGAUUCAUCGCCACAGAUCCUCAAAGACUCUUACAGACGGAAAUUAGAAUUUCUGUCCCAGAAAUACAUGGUACUUUGGGACGUUCAAUGCAAACGUGGGUGGUUGGUUGAUGGAGUGAAUGCAUUACUUCAUCUCCUCCGCGCAUCUCUCGAGUUCAACAAGACCGACAAACUUUCAUUUAAGUUUCUCUUCAAGUCAGAUAUGUUUGAAGAAGCAACAAGGAAACCUUAUACUGCCUCGGCAGCGAUGGAAGUUCUCUUCAAUUUUGCAAACCUUGGUAUGGAGCUUUAUGAGGAAUAUGAACAGGAUGAAUCAGGCGAAAAUAUCAAAUACCGAGUCUGUGACCGCAUCGAUGACUUAUUUGAGGCUCUUGAAAAGGCCAUUGACUACCAACCUGAAAUAAUUCGCAAAAUAGGAGAAGGGUUGGAAUUUGUUCCACGAAAAAACCUUGGAGGUUGGGAUUUUUAUGACAUUGCAACGAAUGAAGAUGGUACCGAACCGCGUCUCGCAAAAGUGAAAACAGCUGGUAAAGGAUGGGUUGAUUUUACACGGGCUAUCGGAGCCGUCUUCUUAUUCGGCAGAGACUUUGGCAAUUUAAUGGGCCCAAUAUCAGAGGAUUACACUUGCAGUCACUGGGAGAGACUACCGGAAAACAAAUAUUAUCUCGCUGCUAGUGCAGAGGAUCUGAACACGAUUAUGAAGCGCAUGGGAAAUCCAAGAGCGAAUCCCCCACGGUUAACAGAUUCACUUGUCUGGAAUCCUUAUAACAUGGCGUUGAAUACAAGAUGUGACUGCAGCAUUCUUGAAGAGACGCAUUGCGAACGAGCUCAGGUUAUGUGGCCAAGAGAUAUAUGGGCAAAAGUUAUAUCGCCGGAGGAAAUAAGCCGAAGUUUGCUUCCAAGCACUUCCCUGUUGCUAAAAGACAGUGGAGCCGUGGUAUUUGGUCACAGUCCGGGCAUAAAAUGGAUAUGGAACGACUUUGGAGACCCCGAAAAGGGAGAACUUCCGUUGAUGGAUGAAGAAUCGGACGAUGACUCCCCUCCUGACAGCGGGAUUGGCUUGAGUCUUCGUUCAUCCACCGUCCAUGAGUCACAGUAUGCCAGGCAGAAUGACCAUUUCUUUGAACACAAACAAUAUAAGGUUGCUAUCAUUUGUGCUCUGCCAGAAGAGUUAAAGGCCGUCCGCACUCUAUUCGACGAAAUCCAUCAAGAUUUACCAAAGCAGGAGAGUGAUGCUAAUACCUACAAUCUUGGCCGUUUGGGAACCCAUUACGUGGUUGCGGCUUGUCUACCAGUCCAAGAGUAUGGCACGAAUGCCGCUUCGAGAGUCGCCUCAGACAUCGAGAAAAGUUUUCCUGCGGUGAAAUGGUAUUUCGUUGUCGGGAUUGGUGGAGGAAUACCCUCAGAGAACCAUGAUAUCCGACUGGGUGAUGUCGUGGUCAGCACUGGCGUCAUUCAACACGAUAUGGGCAAAGUGAUGCAAAAGGACUCCAGGAUUACGAGCACAGGAUUACCGCAACGUCCCGCUCCCUCGAUGCUGACUGCAAUUAGUUCGGUGCAAUCUGAUAAAAGCGUCACCCACAAUAUCCUAGAGGCACACAUACAAGAUAUAGUCAAUCUGGAGCCUGAAUACCAAAGCCCUGGAGAAGAUCGGGAUACACUAUUCUACGCUAUAGCCGAACACGAAUAUGGACAAAAGACGUGCGAAAACUGCAAGGGUCCCCAUGUCCCCAAGAAGCCCCGGCCUCCUGGACCGCAUAUUCAUUACGGCUUUAUUGCCUCUGGGAACCAGGUUAUAAAAGAUGCGGUGACUCGGGACCGCAUUGGUGCUGAAAUGAAUGUUUUAUGCUUUGAAAUGGAAGGCGCUGGUGUGAUGGUGACUGGAAAAUGUUUGGUGAUUCGGGGAAUAUGCGACUAUGCCGACUCGCACAAGAAUGACGAGUGGCACAAGUAUGCAGCUGCCACUGCUGCUGCAUAUACCAAAUUCUUUCUGCUCCGAAUA
Messenger RNA from Trichoderma atroviride IMI 206040, 3642 nucleotides. RefSeq lists its product as uncharacterized. Gene Ontology annotation, biological process: nucleoside metabolic process. NCBI's taxonomy places the organism in Eukaryota, Fungi, Ascomycota, Sordariomycetes, Hypocreales, Hypocreaceae. The record is from RefSeq and is a predicted model, not a curated record. Gene Ontology annotation, molecular function: catalytic activity.